ACAAUCCAAUAUAAUUAUUAAUUGAUGUCGCUAUUCCUCUCCUAGAAAAUAAUCUCAAUUUUCGAUAUUUACCUUUUUGUAUUGUGAUCUUGUCACCUCUGGGUUUUGAUGGGGUAAAUUCGCUCGUCCAAUACCUCAUUACGAUAUCAACAAAACAGACAGACUAAAUUAUUCCCUCAACACUUCAGCUCGUUUAAAUGUAUUAUGAAUAAUUAUUCAACCAUUGUACUGUGAAAUUAUGGAUGAGUGGAGACAAUGUUUUGUAGAUUAAAUUGGCUAUUGGAUCGUGUCAAAAUAGCACUUGCGCAUGUCCUACGCUAUUUCUCUGGGACUUCCCUUGAAAAUCUCGAAUGAUGUUUCAAGGAUUCUGCAUGUGCAGUGCACGUCAUUCUUCGAAAUAGAUCGGUGAAAUUUGGGGGAGGUAAACAGCUGGGAAUGAAUGUUUCCUUUGGUAGUUUUGAAGAGCUCUGAUUGUACUUUUGAAUGUUUAAUCGACGGCUAUUCUAGAAAGCCAGUAUUCUAAUUUAAUUUAUUCAAUAAUGACCGAAAAAUUGAGGAAAUUGAACCGGAAAUUCUACAAUUUGUAAUGUUUUAGGAAAAUCGGAAAAAUUCCAUGUUCCUUCUUAGAAUGAAAAGAUUGGAUGGGCCCAUCAUGGAGACAAUAUUUGUCUUUUCCAAGAGGGUGGUCUAAGAAGGGAGUGCCAACAAACAUUUCUAUCGAUUGCUCUUGUUUAUCAUGUCAACUUGGAGUCCUUCCCUCAUCUUUCGCCCCUCGCAGACGUUUCCACUCCUCCAAAACGAAAAAAUAAUCCAAUUAGACCUCACGCAACCGAAAAACCACAUGACCGUCUGGGUCUCAAAUUCUCCCAAAGAUUAGUGGGAAUAAAAAAUCUAAAUACAAAUAAGAAUGAAUUUGGAUGUCUCAAUGCGAAUUACUCGUCUUGACCUUCGUACCAAUUCCUUUUUUUUCCCAACUGUGUAAAGUUCUUCUCGUCCUCUAUUUUCCCAUCCGUUGGUGGAAUCACGAUGUGAGAGACUCACAUUCGUGAAAGAGGAGUCACGCAAUCGGAGGGGAAGUGAGAGAAUUGGAGGCGUCGCGGCGCUUCCCCACGACACUAGCCAGUCUAUGCCAGUGCGUCCUCACGUCAGGGACCGUCUCGGGUCUCCCGUUCUCCAGCUGGAAAUUAACACACUCGAGACAUUUUUAUGUACAACUACAACUGGUUAAUUGCGUAAUUAAAACGUCAGUGACUCGAAUCGACUCAGACGGGUGUCUUUCCAUAGGAAAAUGAUCAAAGUGCAGUGGAAUAAUUGGGAAAAGUCUACGAAUUGAUUUUUGAGAAUUUGAAUAUUUAUUGAACAGUGAUAAAUCAGUUCAUGAUGAUUACGGUGCCGAUGGGCACUUCCAGCCCCUAUUUCACGGUGACAUCGUUCAGCGAUGCUAGUACACUCAGGAAAAGGCCACUGGUACACGAAUUAUUCAACGCCAUGAAGGAGCAAUCGUCCUUGUCCAGGGUCGACAGGGACAGGGACCUCCAGAGGUCCAAUAGCAGUGCCGCUGCUCUGACGACAAUCGGCGCUGACAUAUCCCCGAGCUCAUCCCACUUUUUCGAGGUACUUUAUGUCGGAAAAAUAAAGUUGUCUCAUCAGAAGGUCCCGGAGUCAUUCAUUGACGAUGCUCUUAUGAAGUUCAAGGCUUACGGUCUUGAGAAGUCUAAAUCAACAGCGAGUAAUCUGCUUGCUGAGUGUCAGCAAUUACGUAGGCAGGCUCAUCUAGCUGCCAGUAAUGAAAACCGGAGAGAUAGCGGGGAUUCCUCAACAAGUGACCUGGGCAGCAGUGACAACGUCUCAGGAGCCAGUAUAAUCUCCCCAACGAGUCCCCUGAGUGUAACAACGCUUGGUGGAUCUGUGGAGUCCCUGCCCGCGCCCCCCACCGAGAUCCAGGAAAGUCCUCAAGCAAAGAAAACUGUGAAUGCAACAAUGCAACCACCUGAGAUGAUGAGAAAUAGAGCAGCCUCGACAGGCAGUGUCCUAGGGCCUCGACGAGGCUCCGCAUCAAAGGGAAACGACGAUCACAAUCGUACAAUGUUAUUCCAGGUGGGUCGCAGUGAUCUCAGGCUCAUAAGCCCCGACAGAAAAGGCGUUCUGUUCCACAAACAGCUAAAAGACAUAGCAAGUUGCGUCCAAGGACUAAAGAACCCUGAGCACUUUGGUUUCAUCUGUCGUGAGGUAUCUGCCGAGUGUUUUAUCGCUUACAUCUUCAAAUGUCAAUCAGCAUCGGUCGCUGAUGAUCUCGUUGGUGCUAUAACGCAGGCAUUCAUAGCAACGUGCAAUGGUGCAAAAAAAGAACGUCACACAAUACUCCAGUGUGAGCACUGCCCUAUGGUGUGGUACAAUAAUCUGUGCCAAGCAAUCGAGGGUCAGGGAGACAGAAAGACCCAGAGUAUAAUAUUCACACGUAUGGAGCUCCUCCCUGAGGACGAGCAGGAAAUCGUUGUGACAAAAUACAAAGGCGCUGAGGCUGCUGGUGGCUCCGGUCGUGAAUUCAGUUUACGGGAACAAAAUCAAUUUUUGAUGAUGCUAUUACGUGCCCACUGCGAGUCCAAGCAGUCACGACACGUUCACGAUACAGCUGAGCAAAGAAGUGAAUUUUUAAAUCAAUAUCUGAGUGUUGGAGUGGGAAGUACAAUAUUUAUGAAGGCCAAGAGAUCGUUAACCAAUUCGUUCGAUCAUCUGAUGAAGCGAAAAGGCUCAAGAGAUGAUUUUGGAUUAAAUUCACACGUUAGAGAUAAUGCCUCUAGGAGUGAACGAGGUAGCCCUGUUGGAACGAUGCCUGGUAUGAUGGGUGAGGUAACACCAGAGUCCAAUCGUCCCAGAUCCCUCAGGGUCUCUCCCGAGCAGCAGUUGAUGGUUAACACAGGACCAAAGAGCCCCAUGAUGGAUAUAUUCCUGAAAGUGGGCAAUUCACCAAAGAUGUCGCCCACUGAGGCUGAAGACAACACACGAUUGCAGUCGAACAGCUCUUGGAGGCAAGCAAUACUCAAUCGAGUUGUCACACCUGGAAAGGAUCAGGAUGCCAGGGACGACAAAAAUACCAGGGAUAAAGUACAAGUGACGCCGAAGCGGUCUAAACAGGAGUUACGAGAACUGUGGAAAAAGGCGAUUAAUCAACAGGUAAUUUUGAUAAGAAUGGAGAAAGAAAAUACGAGACUCAGGGUGAGACAGGAGGAGGCGACUAUGAAGAGGAUAAAAUUGGAGUACGAUGAAUUGAGUAGUUGUGCCCGUGAAUUGUCAGAGGUGUGGGAUUUGUUGGUGAGCAAGGAGAGCAGGAUAUCAACAAAGUGUGACAAUCAGAUGCUUCUGCAGGCGAUUAAACAGGGAGUGCCCAGGGGCAAACGAGGGGAUGUCUGGCAUUUUCUUGCUGAACAAUUUUGCCUGAAAAUGCCACCUAUUGAUACUACAGAAUUUCCCAAUUAUAAUACGCCUUAUGAUUUACUACUGAAACAACUCACCAGUCAGCAGCACGCGAUAUUGAUUGAUUUGGGUCGUACAUUUCCGAAUCAUCCUUACUUCAGUUCACCCCUUGGUCCAGGUCAGCUGGCUCUGUUCAAUCUCUUGAAGGCUUACUCAUUACUGGACCAUGAGGUGGGCUAUUGCCAGGGCCUCAGUUUUGUAGCUGGUGUUCUUCUACUUCACAUGUCUGAAGACCAGGCCUUCUUCCUCCUCAGGCACCUCAUGUUUAGGAGAGGCCUUAGGAAACUUUACUUGCCAGAUAUGGCUGCCCUUCAGCUGCACCUCUAUCAACUGUCUAGACUGCUUCAUGACAGGUUACCCUCGAUUUACUGUCACUUCGAUAAACACGAAGUAUCGCCAACUCUCUAUGCAGCGCCCUGGCUACUCACACUCUUCGCCAGUCAAUUUCCCCUGGGCUUUGUCACCAGAGUUUUCGAUCUUCUGUUCCUAGAGAGCUCUGAAGUCAUAUUCAGAGUCGCUCUUGCACUGCUGGAGGAGCAUCAGGAGCAGCUGCUGAUGUGCGACAGCUUCGAGGAGAUCAUGGAGUAUCUCAAGGUGACAGUACCAGCUGUUGACAAAGCCAUCUUGGAUCGUGUAAUGAAGAGAGUCUUCUAUCCAGACCUGGAGAUCCCCAAGCAGUUGAAUGAGUACAGAGUUGAGUAUCAAGUCCUCCAGGAGGAGAUGUUGUCCGUCAAACCCCAGAUCGAGAACAUGGAGAAACUCGAGUUGUUGAAUAAACAACUCACACAGCAGAAUGCCCAUCUCACUUCACAACUGGAGAUUGCUGUGAGCAAUCUCCAACGUCUCGAGAGCACCAGAUCAUCUCAGCAGUUAUCUGUUCACAAGCUCGAAUCGCAAAAUCGAAGUUUAGAGGUGACAGUUGCAACUCUGGGGUCAUUCGUCCAACAAUUGGCUGAGACUAGGACUGAUAUUGAAAUUCCUGGUGAUGUCAGGAGGAUAAUAGCACAAUUCAGUGUUGCUGAGAAGCGUCGCAGUAAUAGCACCAAAUCAUUUCCUCUGAAAGUGAUUGAGGACAAUAAUAAUCGGUAUGAGCCCACUAAGAGCAACUCCACAGGACGAGAAACAAAAAUAUUCCUCAAGAGCAAUAUGGAGCCCCCUUAUCCACUCAAAUCAGCCCUCAGUCAACCGAAUCUUGGUACUAAGCUUGAAAAAAUGUCAUCUUUCUUUGCUAAUUCUCAUAAUCAUAUUAAACAGCAACGAGCCCAAAUGGCAGCUUUGAGAAAUGAAAGUAUUGGUGAACACACAUUGAAUAAUAAUGAUGAGAAUGAUCCCAAGACUGUUAACAUUGACAUACAAAUAACUGACACUGUUAAUACGACAACUGACAAUGUUAUACAGAGUGACAAUAAUUUGAAGAUUGAGACUGGUAGUUUGGAGAAAUCUAGUUCGUUGCCGUUGAAUGCGAAAAUGAAACUGAAACCUACCAAGUCUGCCUAUGAACUUGGAUCCGUCAAGAAAAUUCCCACUACCAAAUUGGACGACAGUAAUGACACUGUCUCCAGUCUUGGGACUGUUCAUCCACUCGAUUCUUGCAGCGAUGUUAAUUUCAAGUAUGGGGGAACUACAAAAUUAAAGUGCAUAAAGCCGGUGAGACUAUCGAGUCAGGGACAGAAUGAGAACCUCAGCAAGGAACUGCAGAGCCAAAAUCCAGAAAUUCUCACCAGAUAACACAUGGUACUUGUCACAAUUAAUGAGGAGUGAAUCGUUGGAUGAAGAUUUCACAAUUAGUGGAGUCACUGUGUCAAUUAUGAUAGGUCUGUCUUCUAGAUUUAUUUCUUUGUUCUUUUCUAUGGAUUGGAAGGGUUUUUGGGGGAGGGAUAAUCACGAAAUAAGUUUGGGGUUUCAAUUUCAAAAUUUUUCCGUCAAUAUUUCAGAGGAAAUACUGAACUUCAUGAGUGAUUAGCCUUCGUGUCCAUUUUUUUUAUCAGAAGACAGAAUCUUCAUUAUUUUCGUCCACACGCGUCCAUAUUAUCCUGUGCUAGUGAGAAUCAUCGAAUGAAUUACACGGUUAUAACAUUAAAAACAGUAUUUAAUUGGGUAGAAUCCGGUAUUAAGUUCUAGUGGUUUAAAAGCCAACGUGUACUUCAAUUAUUCUUCAUUGUUAAAGAUCACUUGAAUCAUUAGGUCGCACAAAAUGAAUUAACGGGUUUAUUUUUUAUCAGUCUUCUUCAUCAGUGAUGAAAUAUAAUAUAUCAAGUGUAGAAAUUUCUAAAUAUGAAGAGAAUAUCACGAUGUCUUGCCUAUAUAAUAGACUUAAUAGAAAGUCCUAUUGAUUAAUUGAAGGCAAACUAGUUAAACUUGGAUCCCUUAAUGCGGUGUGCCAAUUAAACAAUAUAUUGUAUAUUUACAAAGUUUAUGAAAAUAGUCUGUCAGGGAAGCAACAGCACGACUAUAGCAUCUGCGAAUGCUCUCUAAAAAAAAUUCUGAAAUCUAAAAUUGGGAGUAACUGUCAAUCGAAACCUUACACAUCUCUAAAUGACUGCCAAAUUAAAAUAACACCUGGAGCUAUUGAAAGAAAAAUAGGUUUAACAUUUAUUCAGUACUUAUUGUUGACUAACUUAAACACUGUAGUACAAAUCAUAUGAGAAUAAAAUAGAGUUCAGUAUUCGAUGAAUGUUUAACUGGAAAUUGCAUAAAAAUGAAAUAACGUUUGAUUGAAAAAAAAAUGGAUGGAAAAGGUCGAUGGUCAUGGAAGUGGAAUGGUCAUGGAAAGAGUAAAUACAACUUACGAAAAAAAUUAUCUAUAUUUUCUAGUACUUAGAUUUAUACCACUCUUGGUGAAAUAGCAGUCGUGUAUUUAUGAAUGGUAAUUAAUCCGAGAGGAUCAAUUGAUUUAGUGUUAAAGAAGAAUUUUAAUGGCAUAGUUGCCAGUGAUGAGCCACUAUCACAGCCCGUACUUGAUCAGUGUACAUAAAUUACAGAUUAAAAUAAAAAUAUAAGGAAUAGCCGUAGUACAGUAUAUGUGAUGAAAUUGUAUUGGAAAAAUUUUUCUCAUGAAAAUUUAGGGAGUGAGUAGGGCAUGCUGUAGAUGAAUGUUUCAUUCAACUCUUCGGUCGACCAUUGAUGAAAUAAUUAUUGAAUAUUCUCGAUUCACUUCCACAAAUGCUUCCUUAGGUACAUCAUCGUUGGUGAAGGAUAUGAAUGUCGUCUCGAAUAAGAAAAGACGUCAGAAAAAUAAAGAAUCCAGUCUUGUUCAUAGUGAUACUAGAGUAGUGAGCAAUUUCCAUUGAACUGGAAAUGGUGAUAAGAUGUGACGACGACGAUAAAUAUUUUCUCGUUCACAUUUAUUAAAAUCUUUCAUUUUUUAUGGAAAAUAUCAUUAAAAUGCCAGUAAAAUGUAUCGAUUUAUUUUAAGGUAAAUUGUGAGAUAAAAUGGAUAAUAUAUACCCCAUUUCGAUGCUUAAUGGAGAUCAGAAGAAUUACAUAUGUGAAUUGUCUUCAAUAAAUCAACAUCAAAUGUGAAUUUUAA
This is a messenger RNA of Diachasmimorpha longicaudata, 7003 nucleotides long. RefSeq names its product pollux (gene plx). The coding region runs from base 1378 to 5202 and encodes 1274 amino acids. The record is from RefSeq and is a predicted model, not a curated record. The transcript is spliced from 5 exons. Lineage: Eukaryota; Metazoa; Arthropoda; Insecta; Hymenoptera; Braconidae.